Messenger RNA from Rhodamnia argentea, 1812 nucleotides. RefSeq names its product cytochrome P450 CYP82D47-like. The transcript is spliced from 2 exons. Gene Ontology annotation, molecular function: monooxygenase activity; oxidoreductase activity, acting on paired donors, with incorporation or reduction of molecular oxygen; heme binding. NCBI's taxonomy places the organism in Eukaryota, Viridiplantae, Streptophyta, Magnoliopsida, Myrtales, Myrtaceae. Bases 56 to 1657 code for a protein of 533 amino acids. Gene Ontology annotation, biological process: defense response to other organism. The record is from RefSeq and is a predicted model, not a curated record.
GAAAUCCCCAAGCUCUGAUCCUAUAUCUCCGAAACCCUUCUUGUCAUUCACAACUAUGGAGUCCUCUUUCUCGUUUCCGACCACGGCUCUCGCUAGCAUGCUCUUUGCCCUCGCAAUCUUUCUCUAUCGCCUUGCUUCGCUACUGAUAACAGCCAAAAAUAACAGAGCAAGUGUCGACGGCCAUGGAGAAGCCUCCUUGCCAGAAGCUGGCGGCGCGUGGCCUUUGAUCGGCCAUCUCCAUCUCUUAGGAGGCCCCACGCCGCCCCAUAUAGUCCUAGCAAACAUGGCUGACAAGUACGGGCCGAUCUUUACAGUCAAGAUAGGUGUUCAUCGAGCAUUGAUAAUUAGUAAUUGGCAGAUAGCCAAGCAGUGUCUUACCGUAAACGAUAGAGCCUUCGCGAGUCGACCCAAGUCUAUUAGCUCUGAGGUCAUGGCCUACGAUUAUGCCAUGUUUGGCCUUGCUCCUUAUGGCCUUUAUUGGCGCCAUGUGCGGAAGAUUGCCAUGCUGGAGCUCCUCUCCAACCACCGUCUGGAAUUGCUCAAGCACGUCCGGGAGUCGGAGGUCCAGGCAUCGAUAAACCACUUGUAUAAGCGAUAUGUGGAAAACUAUGAUGGCGCACCAAAGAAGGUGUUGGUCGACAUGAAGCAAUGGUUUGGCGACAUAACUCUCAAUGUGAUUUUUAGGAUGAUAGUUGGGAAACGGUAUGAGGACGAACGAGACGAGAAGGGUCGAGAGGCUUUGAGGGACUUCUUCGAUUUGGCGGGGAGGUUCGUAGUGUCCGAUGCGUUCCCGAUUUUGAGGUGGUUGGAUUUGGACGGGUACGAGAAGAAGAUGAGGAAGACGGGCCAAGAGCUGGACCGUGUGGUUCAAGGAUGGCUAAACGAGCACAAAAGCAGAAGGAACACUAACGAGAGAUAUGGUAAUGACAAGGACAGUGACCAGGAUUUCAUGGACGUGCUGCUCUCCAGUGCAGAUGCUGCCAAAGAGCUUCCUGAUUACGAUGCCGAUACUUUCGUUAAAGCAACAUGCAUGGCACUUAUCUUAGCUGGCUCUGACACUACCUCAGUCUCUCUAACAUGGGCCUUGUCUUUGUUACUCAACCAUCGUGAAGUCCUGAAGAAGGCCCAACAUGAACUAGACACACAAAUCGGCAAAGAGAAGCUAGUAAAUGAAUCAGACCUCAAGAAUUUGGUCUACAUCCAAGCCAUCAUCAAGGAAACCCUACGUUUAUACCCGGCAGGCCCACUUGGCAUCCCGCACGAGUCCAUGGAAGACUGCACCGUGGAUGGCUAUCACAUCCCAAAGGGCACUCGUCUCCUCUUUAACUUUUGCAAAAUCCAUCGUGACCCGCAUAUAUGGGCGGACCCUCUAGAAUUCUGGCCGGAGAGAUUCUUGACCACCCACAAAGAUUUCGACGUGCGAGGUCAAAAUUUCGAGCUGAUACCGUUUGGAAGCGGUCGGAGAAUGUGUCCCGGAAUCAAUUUAGCCAUGCAACUAAUGUCGCUGUCUCUUGCCGCCCUUCUGCAUGGGUUCGACAUUGCAACAUUGGCAAAUGAGCCGGUUGAUAUGGCUGAGGCAAUCGGAAUGACGAAUCUCAAAGCCACCCCACUUGAAGUCCUUGCGACUCCACGGCUUCCCGAGCACAUAUACCGAUGACUCUCUAGAAAUGGUGAAAUGUGCGGGCUCUCUAUCUCCUCUAGAUGUCUAGUUGUGAAGGUAGUGAACUAUGUCUCUACAAAUAAGUUGAAGACAUUAUCGAUAUAUGGAUAAUUCAUUAGUCGACAGUUUCACUUUGGAGCAUGCUUGAUCAU